This is a messenger RNA of Meyerozyma guilliermondii ATCC 6260, 2529 nucleotides long. RefSeq lists its product as uncharacterized. Gene Ontology annotation, molecular function: calcium-activated cation channel activity. The transcript has a single exon. NCBI's taxonomy places the organism in Eukaryota, Fungi, Ascomycota, Pichiomycetes, Serinales, Debaryomycetaceae. Gene Ontology annotation, cellular component: plasma membrane. Bases 1 to 2529 code for a protein of 842 amino acids. The record is from RefSeq and is a predicted model, not a curated record.
AUGAAUGAUACACCAGCCGAUCGAAUGGGCCCCCAGCGGGUAUUCGGGGCCCAGCUAGCACUAUGUCUAUGGAUCGGGGUGUCGUCGUUUGUUCUAUUUUGCUUUUUGCGCUAUAAAUGGCCACAUAUAUAUGCUGUGAGGACAUUUCGAAAACACGCCGGUUCCGGAAUCGGUAGUGGAAUCCGGCCACUUCCCAAGAAAAUCUUUGGUUGGUUGAGUAUAACGUGGUCUAUUACUGACGACGAGGUGCUCCAGUGGUCGGGGCUAGACGCGUAUGUGUUUUUGGCAUUUUUCAGAAUGGGAAUUCGAAUCUUUUCAUUUUUAGCGGUGCUUGCGGUGUUUAUAUUGAGCCCAAUUCGCUACUAUUUUACAGGAAAUUACGAUAAAGAUGAUGUUUCGUGGACAAAAAACACGCAUCUUACCGCCGUUCUUAAAUCUCCCAAGAAAAAUCCAGAUUUAUCCGAUGAUUUUCCAAACUACCUUUGGGUAUAUUCCAUUUUCGUCUACGUUUUUUCCAUCACCGUCUACAUUGUCUUGUACGACACAUCCCGGGUGGUGCUCCGCACCCGCCAGAAGUACUUGGCAGCUCAGGACUCCAUCACAGACCGUACAAUUCGCCUUGAAGGCAUUCCCAAAAAACUUUUGGACCCGCACGGUGGUCCAGAAAGAUUGCGUCGCUUCAUUGAAAAUCUUGGAAUUGGUACUGUGACCGAUAUAAAGAUGAUCUACGACUGGUCGCCAUUCCAGCAGCUUUUUGAAAAAAGGAACGUUGUGCUCCAUAAACUUGAAGAAUUAUAUGCGCACCAUUAUGGUCUCGUUAUCGACAUUUAUCGCCCGGAUGUCACCCCCAAAGUCCUCCCAAAGCUUCCUAUUGACUCUGUGCUUCCGCUGCCUCUGGAAGGUGAAGCUCGUGGCAAGAUUCUGAAACUAGCGGCCGAAUUGACCAGCUUGAACUCCCAAAUCCGGGAAAUGCAAUUUCUCUUUGAUUCUGAAACUUGCACAUUUCGUCCUGGAAUCUCCUCAAAAACCUUCCUCCAGACCACAAGUGCAUUUAUUACCAUGGACUCCGUCGCUUCUGCUCAAAUGGCUGCUCAGGCGGUGCUAGAUCCUCGUCAGUAUAAGCUCAUGGUGACGUUGGCCCCGGCUCCAAAAGAUAUCAAUUGGAGCUAUUUUGCGUUGAGCUACUACCGCAAGCUCCUCCGGUCGUAUGUGGUGACUUUUGUCAUCGUUUUGAGUUACGUAUUCAUCUUCUUUUUGGUUACGCCCAUCACCGCCUUGUUGAACGUGAAAACGAUAACCAAAUUUUGGCCUGCUUUGGGGGACCUCAUAUCAAAAUCCGACUGGGCAACCACUUUUGUGACGGGAAUCUUGCCUCCUCUUUUGGUUUCGUUGUUAAAUGUGCUGCUUCCUUAUUUUUACAAGUACUUGUCGACCCAUCAAGGGUUCGCUUCCAAUAGCGACAUUGAACUCUCGACGCUUCUGAAAAACUUCUUUUUCGUGUUUUUCAACUUGUUCUUGAUUUUCAACGUCACGGGUACGUUCUGGGAUUACUUGUCAUACAUGAAAGAUACCACCAAAUUGGCAUACCAAUUGGCUGAGAAAUUCAAAGAAGUUUCCUUGUUCUAUGUCGAUUUGAUCUUGCUUCAAGGUUUGGCUAUGUUCCCUGUACGUCUUCUUCAGCUUGGAGAUGUGGUUGUCUCCAAUGUGUUGGGACGCAUAUUUUUGCUUAGAGGAAUCAUCUUAAAGACUUCCAGAGACUACCGAUUUUACUAUUAUACUCCACCGAUUUUCGACUUUGGAAUCCAGUUACCACAGCACAUAUUUGCGUUUAUCAUUAUACUAACUUAUUCUGUGGUUUCGACCAAAAUCGUGGUUUCUGGCUUGGUAUAUUUUACAUUGGGUUACUUUGUCUACAAGUACCAAUUGGUAUACAACUUUGUCCAUCCUCCACACUCCACCGGCAAAGUUUGGCCCAUGAUUUUCAGGCGCAUUGUCCUUGGGCUUAUACUCUUCCAAUUGUUCAUGUGUGGUACUUUGGCGUUAGAAGGUGCGGUGUUGCUAGCAGUUUUAUGUGCUCCAUUGAUCAUUGUGACACUUAUUUUGUCUUGGAAUUUCGAGCGGUUUUACCGUCCACUCAGCAACUUUAUUGCCCUAGGUGCCAUUCAAAAUCCGUACGAUUUCGACAAGAUGUUUGGAGACGACACAUCUGAGAGCACUGGACUGUCGAAGCAGAGCGUCGGACUGCUGCAAGAAUCUGUUCCCGAGGGGGAAACCACUCAAUUGUUGCCGAGACAAUUGCGAAGACGAAAGUCGACUGUUGAUGAAGAUCGGGAGCAAUUUACCGAUUAUACAGCUCCGUAUCUUCUUGACCCGCUACAUGGCCCGUGGGUAGGGUUUGAAGGAGAAUAUAUAUCCAUGGUGGAGUAUAGUGGAGCGGAAGAUUUGGAAAAUGGAGACACUUCAGUGAUUUCUACACGAGAAGAAGAAAUGGUGGUUCGACGCAAGCUACGGCUCAGUGAGUGGGAAUAG